Molecule: messenger RNA, 6427 nt
Organism: Trachemys scripta elegans
Lineage: Eukaryota; Metazoa; Chordata; Testudines; Emydidae
Gene: PPL
Product: periplakin
Exons: 22
Coding region: 194-5464 (1756 amino acids)
Biological process (GO): wound healing; intermediate filament cytoskeleton organization
Cellular component (GO): cytoplasm; intermediate filament; cytoskeleton
Molecular function (GO): structural molecule activity; cadherin binding
Source: RefSeq, a predicted model, not a curated record
UUUAGUGGGAGAACUCACCCCUGGAGUAGUGACAGAGCAGGACUGGAGGCAGCUGCAAGUUUCCCUGUUCCUUCCUUCCCAAAAAGUGCACUGUACCUGAAGGAUCUAGCAGCAACCUCCUUUAGCCAGCUGGGGAAGGAGCUGGCAGCCAGCAUUUUGCACUGAGGCAGCUGCUAGCACCAGGGAAAUCACGAUGAACUCUCUCUUCAGGAAAAGAAACAAAGGGAAAUACAGCCCCUCGGCACAGAAGAAGAGCAUCUCCAGCAAGGAGCUGUCGGAGCUCAUCGAGCGGCUGCAGAAAAAUGCCGACCAGGUGGAAAAGAACAUUGUAGAAGCCGACUCCCGAAUGCAGAAUGACUUACACAAGCUCAAGGCCGGCCAGCCUGCUCAAUACAAGGACCACACAGCAAGUAAACUGACCGAGUCGGAUAAACUCCUCUACGUUCUGGAUGGGGAUGCAGCAAUUGCUAGGCACAUGAAACACCCACAGGGUGAUAUGAUCACAGAAGACAUCCGGCAGCUGAAGGAGCGCGUGGCAAAUCUGCGUGCAAAACACGACCAGAUCUACAACUUCACUCCGCAGGACGUGGAGCCGCAGGUCAACUGGUCCAAGGUGAUCGACGAGAAACAGGAAACGUUGAACAGCCAGGGCUUUGGGACCGAUCUGCCGCUAGUCAACAGCCAAGUGGAAGAGCACAACAUCUUCCACAAUGAGGUGAUGGCCAUCGGGCCACAUAUCAGCAAGGAACGGGACAAGGAAUAUAUGAGCAGCCUCCAGGAGAAAUACCAGAAGCUGCUGUCAGGGUCCCAGCAGCGGCAGCAGGAUUUGAACUCCCUGCAGGAUUACAUGCAGCGCUGCACAAACAAGCUCUACUGGCUGGAUCAGCAGGCCAAGGACAGAAUGCAUUAUGACUGGAGUGACCGCAACCUGGACUACCCCAGCCGGCGCCGCCAGUAUGAGAAUUUCAUCAAUCGCAAUCUAGAAGAGAGAGAGGAGGCUGUCAACAAACUGCAUGCGGAGGGAGACCACCUACUAGCCCAGAACCACCCUGGGAAGAACCCCAUUGAGGCUCACAUGGAGGCUGUCCAUGCUGACUGGAAGGAAUAUCUCAACUUGCUGAUCUGUGAGGAGAGCCAUCUGAAAUUCAUGGAGGACUAUCACCAGUUCCAAAAAAAUGCUACGGAUGCCCAGGAGCUGUUGAAGAAGGUGGACACAGACCUGGACCAGAAAUACAACCCUGACUUCAAGGACAGAUACCAACUAGAGUCGCUUCUCAGGGAGCUGGAUGACCAGGAGAAGGCCUUGGACAAGUAUGAGGCAGUGGUGAAGUCCCUGCAGACGCACAGCCUGCAGGUGCUCCCUCUGAAGUACCGCCGGGAGAGCCCGCUCAAGCCUAUACCUGUGGAGGCACUCUGUGACUACGAAGGCGAGGAGGGCCAGGUUACCCGUGGAGCCCGAUACACCCUGACUAAGAACAACGGUGACAUCUGGGAUGUAACAGACAACUCAGGAAACAAGAUCUGCAUCCCAGGGGUCUGCUUCAUGAUUCCUCCCACAGACCCCGAAGCGCUAGCUCUCACUGACAACAUUGCCAGUCAGUAUCAGAGCGUGAAGCAGAAGACAGCCAGCAGCAAGAAUGCAUUACAGCAACGCUAUGAAGGGCUGAAGGCUGACGGCAUUGGAGAUGCUGCAUCCAUACAGGUGCGCCAGCUGCUAGCAGGACUAGAGAAAGUGAACAGCGACCUAGACAAGCAGGAGAAGGCAAUAACAGCAAACCUACGCCCCCCACUGGAGCACAGCCGGGCAGUGCAGGACAGUGCUGAGCGCUCAAAGGAUCUUAAGAACAUCUCCAAUGAGGUUCGAUGCAUCGAGCCUGAGAAAGCAAAGAAGAUCCAGGAGUGUGAGGCCUUUAUUGACACCGUGCCCAACACUGGCAAUGCCACCUUGGUGAGGAACAAGGUAGAGGACACUAAUAAGAAGUACGACCAAGUGGUCCAGCUGCUCGGUGCUGCCCAGGAAAAGGUGGAUGUGGCCAAUCGCCUUGAGAAGAGCCUUCAGCAAGGCAGAGACCUGCUGUCUGCAUAUGAAAACAAACUGGUGAUAGAGGAUACUGUGCCAGAGGACUUGAGGGCCCUAGAUCAUAAGAAAGAGGAGCUCUUGGCCAUGGGCAUGGAACUGCAGUCCAAGAGGGCUCUGCUUAAUGAGGCAGAGCAGAAUUUGCAAAAAACAAAGACGUGCUCCAGCACCCUUGCCAGCCGCUUUCAGGAGCACUGCCCCGACCUUGAACGUCAGGAAGCUGAGCUCCACAAACUCAACCAGCGCUUCAACAACCUCAGCAAGCAAAUUGACCACAGAUCUCAGACCCUGCAGAAAGCAAAGUCAUCCUAUUCCACCUAUCGCUCCGGCUACAAUGAAGUCAACCAGUUCCUUUGUAACAUUCCGAACUAUGAGCCACAGGAGACGGACAACAUUCAACAAGUGGAAACGAAGCUGAAGAACCAAAUGACGCUGCUGGGUGAUAUUGCACGAAAGGAGCAGGAGGUACAGAAAGUCUCUGCUGAUGCCCAGCGGUACCAGCAGGCAGUGAAGGACUAUGAACUGGAAGCGGAGAAGUUACGAUCCAUUCUCGACAUGGAAAAUGGACGGAAUGGCUACAUGAACAAGAGACCCAGACUCCAGUCUCCAGCUGCCAAAGUGAAAGAAGAGGAAGCAAUUCUGGCUGCUAAAUUCACUGAAGUUAAUGCUGUCAAUAAACAGAGGCUGCAGAACCUGGAAUUUGCCCAGAAUCUCCUGAGGCAGCAGCCAGAGGUACAAGUGAUGCAGGAGUCUGUCCAGACUAGCAAGUCUGAGAGGCCGCAGGAGGAAGUCUGGAAAAUAAUGAAAGAACUGGAUGACGAGAGUCAACGUCGACAGCAGCUAGAGGGGGAGAUCAAAACCAUCCAGAACGACAUCCUCCAUCUACAGAAACAGAAGCCCCAGGAAACUGUGCUGAAGAAGGAACUGCUGAAGAAAGUGCCUGACCCUCAGCUGGAUGAGAGCUGCCACAAAAUGCAGCAGAGCCUGGCAGAAGAGCAACGCAAGAACCAGGUGCUACAGGAUGAGCUGGAGGCCCUAAAUCUGAAACUGCGAGCCCUAGAGCAUGAGAGGAGGGAAGGGGGCCAGGAGUAUAUCGUUAAGGAGGUCCUGCGUAUUGAGCAGGACAAGGCACAAGCGGAUGAAAUCCUGAAAUUGAAAGAAGAGCUGGAGGACCUCAAGAGGCAGGAAGGAGCAAGAGAAAAUGAGGUCACCCUCCUGCGCCACCAAAUCACCGUGCUGUCUGAUGAGAAGAACAAAGAGCAGGAGAAGGUUACUGAGAAGGAGGUGGUGAAACUGCAGAAUGACCCUCAGCUGGAGGCGGAAUUCCGGAUGGUGCAGGAGAACAAGGAAAGGGAGAGCACCCUGAGGCAGAAGCAAGAGGAGGAGCUCAGCUACCUGCAGGACAAGAUGAAACGGCUAGAGAAGGAGCGGGCCAUUGCAGAGGGCAAGAUCACAGUCAAGGAGGUGCUGAAGGUGGAGAAAGACCUGGCAACAGAGAGGGAAGUAAACGAGCUCCGACGCCAGUAUGAAGACGAGAAGUCCAAGGGCCGUUCUAACGAGAGGGAGAAGGCUGAGCUGCUCAGAAAGAUCCAGGUCCUGGAGGAGGAGAACGCUAAGGUGGUUGUCCAAGAAAAAGUACGUGAGAUAGUGCGCCCAGAUCCCAAGGCUGAAAAUGAAGUAGCCAACCUUCGUCUGGAGCUGGUGGAGCAGGAGAGGAGAUACCGAGGUGGGGAAGAGCAGCUGAAGAGCUGCCAGAAUGAGCUGGCUUACCUGAGGAACAGAAGCGGCCAGGUGGAGGUGAAAGAAAUUAUCAAGGAGGUCAUUAAGUACAAGACUGAUCCUGAGACCGAGAAGGAAUUGCAGAGACUCCGGGAAGAAAUUGUAGACAGGACCCGAGCGAUUGAGAGAGCUGAUCUGGAGAUCUACCAGCUGAAGCAAGAAAUUAAGACCUUGAAAGACACCAAACCUCAAGUGCAGAUGAAGGAAGUCGUCCAAGAGAUACUACAGUACCGGGAAGACCCCAAGACCAGGGAGGAAGUGGAGUCCCUGAGAGCUCAGCUAGCAGAGGAACAAAAGAAGCACAUUGACUUGGAGAGGGAGAGGCUGCUCCAGGAGGAGAAGAUCAGACAGAAAGAGGAGGAACUCUCACAAGUGAAAGAGAAAGUGGUCCAGCAGGAAGUGGUGAAGUUUGAGCAAGAUCCUGCCUUGAAAGCAGAGAUCAACUCCUUCUCUCAGAGCAUUGAGAGUGAGCUGAAGCAGAUAGACUCCCUGCGGGAAGAGCUGCGCAAGCUGCAACGGAGGAGAUCUGAGUUGGAGCGCCAGCUGGAGGAGCUCGAGAAAGAGAGGCAUGCCCGCAGAGAGGCCGAACUUGAGGUGCAGAGGCUGAAGGUCAGGCUGAACGAGCUGGAACAGCAGGAGCGGGAGACAACGGAGAGAGUAACCGUGAAACAGAAGGUGAUCCUCCAGCAAGACCCGCAGCAAGAGAAAGAACACUCUCUCCUCAAGCUGGAGCUGGAGGAAGAGAAGCACCGAAGGCAAGUCCUGCAGGCUGAGCUGGAAGCCCUAAGGAAGAAGCUCCUCACGUUGGAGAAGAUGGAGGUCAAGGAGAAAGUAGUCUUUUCAGAGAGAAUCCAAGUGGAUAAAGGGGACACCGAAUAUGAGAUUCAAAAACUGAAGAGCAACCUGGAGGAGGAGAGUCGGCGUAAGAGGGAGCUGGAUGCAGAUGUCAACCGCCUCGAGGCCAAACUAUCUGAGGUGGAGUUCAACAAUUCCAAAUCCUCCAAGGAGCUAGAUUUCUUGAGGGAGGAAAACCACAAGCUCCACCUAGAAAAGCAGAAUCUUCUGCUGGAAACAAGGAGGCUACAGUCUGAGAUUGAGCUCACAGCAACUGAAGCACGGGAUUUACGGAACAUUACCCAGAUUGACAGCGGGGUGAAUCUGGACGCCAGAUUCCAGGCCUUGGAGAGAGAGCUGGAAGAUCUCAAGAAGUUAUCCAGAGAAAAAGAUGCAGAGAUUGAGCAACUUCAGAACCGCCUCAAGACAGUGGCCAUCAAGAGAGAACAGAGAGAGAACCACUUGCGGCGCUCCAUUGUGGUCAUAGACCCCGACACCGGCAAGGAGAUGUCGCCAGAGGAAGCUCACAAACUUGGCCUCAUCGAAUGGAGCUUGUUUGUCAAGCUGAAGAGCCAGGAAUGCGACUGGGAAGAGAUCUCAAUAAAGGGGCCUACUGGGGAGUCCUCCGUGAUCCUCGACAGGAAGUCUGGCCAAGAAUUCUCCAUUGAGGAUGCCUUAAAGAGCGGAAAGUUAACCAUGGCUCAGUACGAUCGUUACCUGAACAAGGAGAUGUCCAUUCAGGAGCUGGCGGUACUGGUGUCUGGAAAGAAGUAGUUACAAUGUUCCCUCCACUCUACAUUGAAACUUUUCUUUACAGCAGCUUGCUCAGAGCUGCACCACUUGUUACAAUUCCAGAUUGCUGCAAAUCCUUUAUGUCUUCCGAAAUGCUAUAGCCUUUGCACAGUCCAACAUGAGGCUGCCAUGAAGUCAUGCUGCUUGCUGCAUCCAUUGCAUAAGAGCACUGCCAUGCCAGACAUGGAAAAUGCAUUUGUCAACAUUACAUUAACCUUUCUUCCCCACUACAACCCUACUUAGGUACUCACGCCAACAGAAAAUGAACAAAAUCAUCUUCUGAAGUUGUUUAUUAACAUGUGCUCUCAAAUUUAGCAACUGAAAAGAGGCUGCACAUUCCUUUUUUGUUUUUGUCAAGUAUGCACUUCUCUCUAGAGGAUACUGCAAAGCUGUAUAAAGAGCCACUGGAAAGAGACAAAAGGUCAAGAAGACCCAGAUCAGCAAAGGGAGCCUCGUAAGCCACCUACUUGUAUGAAAAUCUAGAGACACUUUCAUUAUAUACAGUUGAAUGAAUGAUGGUAUCUUCAUCUGAGAAAGGCAGCUAAGUGCACAAAAAAUGAAAUUUACAUUUUCAUUCAUAGUCAUGAUACUCACAUCUAAUCAAAGCUGAUUCAGACAUACUUCUAUCACCGCAGUGCCUCUAAUGCCAAAGGAGAGGGGGAACAAAAAGAAUUGUAAUUUGAUACAGUAAUUCCUAGAUUAAAAGGAGGUAUUUUCAUAUGACAUCACCAGAAAUAUGUAAAGAGAUGUCAAUAUUAUGUAGUAAAACAUGCUACUGUAACCUAAUGCAGAGGUGCCUUCUGAAGUCAUGCUUACCUCAUGGUUAAAAGCCACUCAUACUGAUAUUUUACUGACUAAAGUUACAUUCAGCUAUAUGUAUCAUUUAUUUGUGUAAGGGAAUGGGAAAUAUGGGGAAAUUCUAUUUAUAGUACAAAAUAAAAAUGC